Messenger RNA from Botrytis porri, 3108 nucleotides. RefSeq lists its product as uncharacterized. Gene Ontology annotation, molecular function: amino acid transmembrane transporter activity. Gene Ontology annotation, cellular component: vacuolar membrane. The record is from RefSeq and is a predicted model, not a curated record. Gene Ontology annotation, biological process: amino acid transmembrane transport. The transcript is spliced from 4 exons. NCBI's taxonomy places the organism in Eukaryota, Fungi, Ascomycota, Leotiomycetes, Helotiales, Sclerotiniaceae. The coding region runs from base 1226 to 2839 and encodes 537 amino acids.
CCUCUCACGCCUCUCUUCCUUCUUUUCCUCCUUUCUCAUAAGUCAUCGGCCAACCAGGAUUUGGAUCCGAGCCAGGUUUUACACUUACAGUUACAAUUACAAUAUGAUAGAUUGAUUUGUUUGGAGGAUUACUCCGGAAAGAUAUGGGGGGGGGUUUUCAUAUACUGUUCCCCGUCUAUGCAUUCUUCUAGGAUCGUAACGAGGAUUUCUUACAGAUAUCAAGUUAGUAUGAUGAAUAAAAAAGAAAAGGCUGACAGUAUUGCAUGAGAGAGAGAUUCUUGGAAAUGUGGUGUGAGAAUUGCCAAUAUCUCUCUCUGACUUGCGCGGGAGGUGAUAGUUCCAGAUAUGCCUAGGAAAGUCAUCGGAGCUUAUCUCAUUUUUUAUUAUUUUGGAGGCUGAUGCGGGGCAAUGAGCCAUGGGCAAUGGGCACUGAUAAUUGACAUCGUACCGCAUAUCUAUGGUGGACCAUUGCACCGUGCGGUAUAUGAACUCCAUUUGAAUCCGAACUGCUCCUCGGCAAUGAAGCUAGCUGUUGGAUAUGUUCGAAACUCCAUCUUACCAAUAGAAAGCAUUGUCAAACACAACGAGACCCUGGUGUUUGAAUAUGAUUCCAAUGACUCGCAGAUGUCAACAGCUACGGAGACUUAGAAUUAUUUCAAUUUCAAGAUACAGUACUAAGAAACCCAUUCGUACAACAUCUCCACCCCUCGCAACUCAUAACAAGGAAUAUUUGGAAGGAUUAGUAUGCAAGUCAGAUAUUUAAAUUUCACUCUUCCCUUCAUCCAAUCCCCCUUCGUCCCAUUCCAAGGUUAUGUGGACAUCCUGAACUAUUAAGUGUGUCUUUUCGCUGCACACUAAAUUAGUGUCUUCUGGGGAUGCUUGUAGUUCAAUAAGUCUUUAUCAAAGUAGAAAACUCCCCUCUAGCCUCGAGCUAUCAGGAACCAUCUUCUUAGUUUUUCGCACAUUGAUAUGGAUUCGAAAGCGUAAUUCACUUAUCCCUUUUCUUAUUAAUCAUAAGAUUCCCAUUCAUCUUUUAUACAUCUCACACGACCAAGAACUUCAAAUACUCAACAAUCCAUAUACAAGAGAUAGCACUUCGCUGCUGUACUCAUCAAUCUGAUCACUACAAUUAAGAUCAAUCAAUACCGCCAUUAAUGUGGUUUGCGCGGAUUCUUACACUUCACCCAAUUCACUAUUCACCAAUAGUUCAUUUCCCAUCGAGAAAAUGGCGAUAAAUCAAGAAUCCCCAGUCAUGUCUUCAGGAAACAAUUCAAAUAACGAUGUCGACGACAAAUCCAGAGCAGAAUAUCUUAGCGAAGAUCAAACUUCUACCACGGAAUACAAGAAAGUCAGUUGGCGCAGUACAUGGGGAUUUGGUCCCGUAACCAUUGGUCCAAGAAUAGGUCCAGUGUUGCCACAUCUUCGUCUAGAUGCCGAUGCAUCAAGUCUCAGCGGGGACAGUGGAAAGGACCUUUUGAGCCAACAGAUUGAAGCCGAAGCAGGUUCUGCUAUUAAAUAUCGUAGUUGCACUUGGCAAAAGACUGCGGCUCUUCUAUUUUCAGAAUAUAUCUGUUUGGCAAUCAUGUCCUUUCCAUGGUCCUACUCAGUUUUAGGACUUGUACCAGGUCUUAUUUUGACUGCGGUUAUCGCAUUCCUGGUUCUCUACACGUCCCUCGUUUUAUGGGAAUUUUGUAUGCGUCACCCUGAACUUAGAGAUGUUUGUGAUGUUGGACAAAUGCUUUUCGGUGGAAGAUGGGCAUGGCAUGCUACUGCAAUCAUGUUUCUUCUGAAUAAUACCUUUAUUCAGGGUCUUCAUGUUUUGACCACUGCAAAAUACUUGAAUACCAUCACCAAUCACAGUCAAUGUACAGUAGUAUUCGCCGUUGUUGCAGCUGUAAUUUGUUGGGUUUGUUCAGUUCCAAGAACCUUCAGCGCUCUAUCUUGGUUGGCCACAUUAUCCGCAAUUUUCACCUUCAUCUCCGUUAUGCUCGCUACAAUCUUUGCUGGAAUCGAACCUCAUCCUCUGGGCUACAAUCCCGAUCCUAACUCCAUCAUCGCAGCCACUGGUCUUGCUGGAGGUGCCCCUACCGUUACUGCAGUAAUGCUUAAGGGUACAACGUUUGUAAAUGGUUUCAAUGCCUUCCUCAAUAUCUCCUACACAUUCAUUGGUCAAAUUACCAUUCCUUCCUUCAUGGCCGAGAUGAAAAAUCCUGCCGAUUUUCCCAAAGCUCUUUGGGCCGUUACCAUUGCCGAAAUUAUUGUUUUCAGUUUGGUCGGUUCAAUCAUUUACGCUUUUACUGGAAAUCAAUACAUGACAGCACCAGCGUUUGGAUCUCUAGGAAAGAAAUUAUACGUCGAUAUCUCCUUCUCUUUCAUGAUUCCAACACUUAUUUUCCUCGGUGUUCUCUAUGCGUCCGUCUCUGGCCGCUUCAUUAUCAACCGCGUCUUCCAUAACAACAAGAGACAUCUUCGUGAGAAUACCACGAAAGGCUGGGUAGUCUGGAUUGCUAUCUUGGCUGCAACUUGGGUUGGUGCCUUCAUCAUUGCCGAAGUUAUUCCCUUCUUUUCGGAUCUUCUAUCUCUGAUGUCUUCCCUGUUUGAUUCCUUUUUUGGAUUUAUUUUCUGGGGUGUAGCAUAUAUUAGAAUGAGACGUGUAGAUCACGGAGCGGGAUGGAUCGGCAAGACGAGUAAGGUUGGAUUGAGUUUCAAUAUUUUGAUUAUAUUGAUUGGGUUGUUGUUUUUGACUGCAGGAACUUAUACGAGUGUUCAGAGUAUUGUGGAUGGGUAUAAUGCUGGAACAUUUGGGGGUGCGUUUACUUGUGCUAGUAAUGGUAUUUAAGUAAUAGAUAGAGGAUACAAAUUAGAUUUGGGAAUGAAGAUGAUCUGUUUUGUUCGAAAGGUGUUGGAUAGAUGAGGUGUGGUGUGGCGAUACUGGUAUGUGGGGGAUAAUAUAUGCGCAUACGUGCGCUUUGGGGGAAACUGGUGGCGGAGUUUGGGAGUCUUACAAACCAAUGGAUACAUAAUGGUUUUGGUUCUGUGCUUUGGUCCAUAGUACAAUCGAGGACUUCCCCUUGAAGAGGAAACAUAGUAAUAAAAGUGUGAUAUAUU